Molecule: messenger RNA, 2328 nt
Organism: Trichomycterus rosablanca
Lineage: Eukaryota; Metazoa; Chordata; Actinopteri; Siluriformes; Trichomycteridae
Gene: arhgap25
Product: Rho GTPase activating protein 25
Exons: 11
Coding region: 229-2133 (634 amino acids)
Biological process (GO): signal transduction; actin filament organization; activation of GTPase activity
Cellular component (GO): phagocytic cup
Molecular function (GO): GTPase activator activity
Source: RefSeq, a predicted model, not a curated record
GACAGGCAAGAGGGAACGUGUUUGGAGGUGGCAAAAAAAAGCAGAAGAUAGAUCUGUAAGUGAAGAAGGAAGUAAGGUAGAAUGAGAGAGCGGCAGCAUCGAGGGGGCGAUUGUACAACGAGACAUGAACGCUUGUAGAAAGUGGAUAUGUUUAGGUGAGCGUGUGUGCGUGUGUGUGUGCGAGUGUGUGUGGUUAGAUAGGCAUUGACCUGUUCCUGAUUAGAAGACAUGUCUCUCAAGCUGCCUCGCAACUGGGACCUCUCCACACUCCGCAGUGAAACGACCAAAAUAGUGAGGUCCAAAAGUGUGAUACCAGGCAACGGGAGUCCGGAGUCUAAACGGAUUGAUGCGAGAAGGUCGAUGGAGAAACCUCUGAAGAAGGGCUGGCUGAAGAAACAGAGGUCUAUUGUGAAGAACUGGAAGAUGUGCUACUUUGUGCUGAGGGGAAACCUGCUGACCUACCACAAGGACGACCGAGAGAACGCCAUACAGGGAACGAUCCCCCUGUGGACAAGUCAAGUGAACGAACUGCAGUCCAACACUGAUGACAAAUUUAUCUUCGAGAUCAUACCACGUAGUAACGGGGAUCGGGAGCGUGAUGGAUGUGUUCUCAUGGCCAGCAGUCAGAGUGAGAUGGAGGAAUGGGUGCGGUUAAUCCGCAGGGCCAUUGGAGCACAGGGCAGCGGAGUGUUUGGUAAAAGCCUGGUGGACAUCAUGGCCUACGAGAAGAAGCUCGGGCCUCGCUCUGUACCCAUGCUGGUGGAGAAAUGUGCCGAGUUUAUUAAGGAGCACGGUCUGGACGAGGAGGGGAUAUUCCGCUUGCCGGGUCAGGAGAACCAGGUGAAACAGUUUAGAGAGGCCUUCGACGCCGGAGAGAGGCCGUCGUUCCCCAGUGACACGGAUGUCCACACGGUGGCAUCAUUACUCAAGCUGUACCUGCGGGAGCUGCCUGAGCCUGUGGUGCCCUGGACUCAGUAUCAAGACUUUCUGGACAGCACACUGACCCUGGAUACCACCACAGCCUCGGGUAAAGAGAAGCUGGAGAAACAGAUCAGCCUGCUUCCAAAAGACAACUACAACCUCCUCAGUUACAUCUGCAGGUUCCUGUUCGAGGUGCAGCAGCACUCGAAGGUGAAUAAGAUGAGUGUGGAAAAUCUGGCGACAGUGAUGGGGGUGAACCUGUUCAAACCUCAGGUGGAGGACGCGUUCAGCAUGAUGAAGGGUACUCCGAUGAUCCAGAAGGUGAUGACGGUGAUGAUCAGGCAUCAUGAGCUGCUCUUCCCUUUAUCUAAAGAAGCUGCUCCGUCUUCGGCCCCCAGCAAGAAGUUAAAGAGUAAAAAGUCCUCGAAUCCUCGCAGUUUUGUGGGCUGGGAAUCGGCCGAGUGCGAGAUGUCCUCCCUGUCCGAGUCCCCAGAAGAAGAGGAACCAGAAGCAUUUGAAAGCGAGAGGAGAGGGUCAGGGGUCACACUUUCCUCCUCACCCCCUCCAUCCCCCUCAUACGAGUGUCCAGCAGACGUUCAGAGCAGCGGUCCCAGGAAGCGCACCCAGACCCUACCCAGCAUAAGCGGCGGGGUGAGACCGUCCCGAGAGCCGUCCUGGGACCGCUGGAGCCGCCUGCCAGAGUUCCUGGAGGAGAGGGACGAAAAGACGCUGUCUGAGGACAUCUUUAAGAUCCUGGACCUUCAGAAAGUCACACUGUUCCCUGAGAGACGGGGCAGCGAGGAGAAGGACGAUCCGGAGCAGAAAAAGAGGAAUAGUAACGGCGAGGUUAAACACACAGAGCCUCCGGAAACAAAAACGGAACCUCAAGCAAAGCCGAAUGAGAAAUCAGAGCAGAAAGUUCCGGUCAGGAACGAGGAGGCAGCGAUGCAGGCGAGACCCAACGUCAGUAUGAAGCAGGAGGACGCCACAACCAACCAACCGCAACUUCUCAACAGCCUUCAACAGAGAAACAGUGAGCUGGAAGCAUCCAUAGCAGAGCUGCAGGCAGCGCUGGACGCCGAGAGACGCCGUAAAUCAGCGCUGGAGGUUUUAUUACGCAACGCCGAGCGCAGCAGAGACGAAGCUCUGAAACGGAACGAGCAGCUGGACCAAGAGCUCCAGAGGUUCAUCAGUAAAUCCAGACCGGUUUAAACACUCACACAAAGGAAAAGAUCCGGGGCUUAAUGACCACGGGACAGAGAUCCAAUCCACCCUUCAGAAAUGACUGAUAUCGUAUGGAAACUGUGUCGGCCCCACGGAUGCACUGAAUUUACUUUUUCAUUCCAAAUGUGGCGUUUACUAAUGACUUUAAUAAUUUAAUGCACAGUAAUAUAUGUGAAACUAGAU